AUGACUUCAAUUGUGAAAAUGAAUGCAAUCAAUCGACUUGAUAUUCUUUUAUCCGAUAUCCUUAAAACUGAAGCAUCGACAUCAACUAAUGGAAUUAGUCAAGGAGCUUCUAUACAACCAUUAUCCAAAUUGACAUUUUCCGAAUGUAAGUCGUAUCCUUCAUCAGUAUUCUCUUCAGCUAUUAUAACAACAGUGCCAUUACCACCACAUCGUAAUUCUUCAUCGUUGAAACAUCAUCAUAGUGAUCAAUCUGACAAACAAAAACAAUAUAAGCCACUUUUAAAUUCUUCAACAUUAGAUGAUUUAUUUCGUGCAUUAACACUUGAAUGUGAACAAUAUUUAGCUGCUACUACAUCAUCUUAUCAAAAUAAAACAUCGAAUCAAAUGAUUAUUCAACCCCCUUCAUCAAAAAUACAAGCAUCUGUUGAAUCCAAUGAUGAUGAUUAUGAAAAUUUACAUACAUUAAAAACUUCACAAUCAAUAACAAAGACUUAUUCUCCUCUGAAAACAAGUAUUGAAGUUAUAAGUCCAAUAAAACGACAUGUUGUUUCAAUAACAAUAACAUCAAGAGUAUCUUCACCUCCUACAAUAAAACCUUCCUGUAAUGCAACAACAUCAACUAUAGUACAAGCAACAAAUCAUCAUUCAAGUGAUGAUGAUGCUAUUAAUAUAUCGUCAUCAAGUACAAAUCGUAAACGUCGUCGUCGUGCUCGUAAACAAAUUGUAUCAUCAUCGAUAACUCGAUCAAGUUCAUCAUCAAAUGAACGAAAAAAAAUCAUUACAGAUAAAAAACCAAUAAUUUCAAAACGUUCAUGUAGUACAGAUCCUCGUUAUCAACGUAAUAAAACUUCUUAUGAUAAUGAUUUUAUAUCAUGUUCAUCAUCUCAAAAACAACGUACAAAACGUCCAUAUCGACGUGAUAUUUCAUUACAACAUUCAUUAACAAAUUCAGAACGUUAUUAUGAAAAUCAUUCAUCACCAUUAUCUGUUUUAUUAACAUCAACGAAAAUAACAAGUGAUGAUUUUUUUGAUAAUACACAUCAACGACAACAAAGACGUUCACGUUUUGAAUCUGUUAAUCAUAAACCAUCGACAUUAAUCGAUCGUAUGCAUCAACAAUUAUAUCAACCAUCAACAAUACGAAAUCAUCAUAAUAAUAAUAAUAAUAAUAAUAAUAGCAACAAAAAGAACACUAACAUUCCUACACAUCGAACACCAUCAUAUCCAGUUUAUUGA
Rotaria sordida is the source of this 1236-nucleotide messenger RNA. The record is from the annotation of a GenBank genome assembly. NCBI's taxonomy places the organism in Eukaryota, Metazoa, Rotifera, Eurotatoria, Philodinida, Philodinidae.